Molecule: messenger RNA, 1055 nt
Organism: Lecanosticta acicola
Lineage: Eukaryota; Fungi; Ascomycota; Dothideomycetes; Mycosphaerellales; Mycosphaerellaceae
Source: the annotation of a GenBank genome assembly
AUGGCCUCUUCCUCUCCCUCAAAACGAGGCCUCUGCUGGCCCGUCGAGAAUCAAGACCCCGUAUUCCCCUUCACGAAACCGGGCAGUAAGAUUUCCUGGAUCUGUACGUUUUCACACCUGCUCUUUUUCUUCCUCUCCCUCUCCCUCUCUUCUCUGGCCUAGUAGUAGAUACGAGAAUUCCACAAAUCUUUCCCCCUCUUUGGCUAAAGAAGAUGUAACAUCCCAGACAACUGGUCCCCCAACCCCGUCUCAGGAUGCUCAAGUCUCCAAUUCAUCCCCAUGCAAUGGAACACGGCCGACAUGGACGCGCUGCCCAGCAAAAUCCAAGAAACUGGCAAUUCUCCCGGCAUCGUGAUAGCUUUCAACGAGCCCGAGCUGCCCGAUCAAUCCAACAUCUCCGCCGACGUGGCCGCGCGCGAAUGGCUGCGCGUCAUCGAGCCCCUGCGUCGCGGCGGCGGCGGGGGCAACGUGCGCUGUGGCAGUCCCGGGAUUUCGAGCGCGGGACAUGCCGUGGCGUGGAUGCGGGAGUUUUUGGGCAGGAUUCGCGAGGGGGGGAGUGAUGUGGAUUUUUGGUGUUUGCAUUGGUAUGGGGAGACGCUUGGUAUGUUCUUUUCUUUGCUUUUUUCUUCUUUUUCUUUCAAGAGGAACUGCCUGUCUUGUCUUGUCUUGUCUUGCUUGCCUGCUUCUCCCAGCCCUCACCUAUCCAUCCACCUCCAACUCCACCCCCCCCCCCCCCCGGUUUAUUUCUCAUUUAUUUCUAUUUAGGACAAUUCUACGACUACAUCUGGUCCACACACCACCAACUCGACCCCUCCAAACCCGUCUGGAUCACGGAAUUCGCCGCCACGAACUGGAACCCAGACACCCCUUUACCGCGGGAACACGUCGAGAGUUUCGCGCGGGAGAGUUGUGCGUAUUUGGAUUCCCUGGAUUGGGUGGAGCGGUACGCGUGGUUUGGGCCCAUGAGGGAUUGCGGGACCGUGGGGCGGUGGGCGCGCAUGUUGGAUGAUGAGGGGGGGUUGACGGAGUUGGGGAGGGGGUAUAGGGAUGGUUGA